Molecule: messenger RNA, 1839 nt
Organism: Alnus glutinosa
Lineage: Eukaryota; Viridiplantae; Streptophyta; Magnoliopsida; Fagales; Betulaceae
Exons: 3
Coding region: 142-1839 (565 amino acids)
Source: RefSeq, a predicted model, not a curated record
CAUACUGCUGCUCACUCCUCCCUGCUUACUCUCACUUUCUGUCUUUGGGUUUUUUCAUUGGGGGUCUGCUAAAUCUACCCAUCUGGGUUACGUUCACUUUCCGAGUUAGAAAAAAAAGAGACAGGCAGAUAAUCGGGAGAAAUGUUGAGAGAGAUGGAGAUCCAACAUUUUAGCCACGAAGAGCACCCCUUGAUGUUGGUGGAAGAGUUAGAAAAUGAAGUUGUUUGCUCCGGGUGCGAUAAAUCAGUAUCAUGUGGUCCUGCCUACAAAUGCUAUCCCUGCAAAUUCUUCCUCCACAAGUCAUGCGCUGAGUUACCCCGUGAGAUACAACACCACCCUUUGCAUCCAAACCACACCCUCCUUCUCAAAGCGCCAUCAAAGAAUUUUAGAUAUUGUGAUGCCUGCCUUAAGUAUUCCAAAAGAGUAUUCUUCUACCAUUGCAAUAGUUGCAAUUUCGACCUUGAUAUCGAAUGUGCUUCCAUUUGGCCAACUAAACCUGACGACUGCCACCAACAUGAAUUCGUUCCCUUCUUUCAGCAAAUUCAGUUCACUUGUAUACUCUGUGGUGAGGAUUGCAGCACCGCCGCCCAGCCGGCCCAGGUAUGUCGCAUUUGUCAACACUUGGCUCACACUCUAUGUGCUCUGAAGCCGCGUACCAUCAAAAUUGCGGCAGAUCGCCACUUGCUCACUCUCAUCUAUUCACUUAGUAAAGUGAUCAUGGAGGAGCACGACGAUGUUUUCUGUGAGCUUUGCUGUAAAAAGGUCAACCUCAAGUAUGCGGGUUAUUAUUGUCAAAAAUGUGAUUUCGUAUCCCACUUGCAAUGCGUUGGCAUAAAUAUUUGUCCUCCAAGUGAGACCUUAGACUCGAGCAUAGAUCUCAUUGAGGAUAUCGACUUUGAAGAGGUUGAAGAAGGUGAUGUGCUCCAACGUUUCUAUCAUCAACACAGCUUAAUCAUUAGCCGCGAUGAAGUAGAGGUUCAUGAUCAUAAGCUCUGUGAAGGUUGUAUGCAAUCAAUUUCUGCCCCAUUUUAUAGUUGUGAGCAAUGCAAUUACUUUCUCCACAGCACAUGUGCUCGACUACCCUUAAAGAAGCGAUACCCAAGUCAUUCACAUCCGCUUACUCUCUCCGCAAGGGGAAACUACAUUGAUGGCAUUGAAUAUUGUCAGGCUUGUGGUGGUUAUAGCCAUGGGUUCGCUUAUACAUUUCACAACUACAGACUUGACAUCCGAUGUUGUUCGAUUCCAAAAUCCCUUAAGCACGAAGUUCACCAACACUCCCUCAAUCACGCUAUCAGUUCUCUCGAAACUUGCAAUGCUUGUGAUGGGUGGAAUAAGUGCAGAGAUUGUAAUAGGCCCCACAAUGGUGUAUUUGUAUGCACUAAAUGCAAUUUUGCCUUGGGUUUCGAAUGUGCAACACUCCCACUCAAAGCUAAGUAUGAAUAUCAUCCGCAUCCUCUCUCACUCACUCACAUUGCUACUGCUGAAUACGACGAUUCUGAAGAAUAUUAUUGUCUAAUUUGCGAAGAAGAAAGAAAUUCAAAUCAUUGGUUUUAUUGCUGCAUACAAUGUAACUUUGUUGCUCAUCCUAAAUGCGUAGUUGGGCAGAAUCCUUACAUUAAUUAUGGAAGAAGUUUUAUUUCUAAAGAUCAUCAACACCUUCUCACUUUUGUACGGAAAACUAAGGCCUCUCGUCCAUCAACAACGACAGAAUCAACGCUUCUCUUUAUCCCAACUGUAACAUUAGAUCUGCUUAAUGAAGAAUUAGAACAAGAAGAAGAGGAUGACGACGAUGUAGGCAAAGAUAAAGAAGCUGAGGCUCUGGCUAAAGAACCCAGAUAA